Molecule: messenger RNA, 1353 nt
Organism: Dacryopinax primogenitus
Lineage: Eukaryota; Fungi; Basidiomycota; Dacrymycetes; Dacrymycetales; Dacrymycetaceae
Product: cytochrome P450
Exons: 8
Coding region: 1-1353 (450 amino acids)
Molecular function (GO): iron ion binding; heme binding; monooxygenase activity
Source: RefSeq, a predicted model, not a curated record
AUGUUCGACCCUCCCAACGUCGACCUCAUCACGGUCGGCGCGGUGCUAGUUAUCAUUGCCCUCCUCCUACAAAGCGCGCCUGUUCUCGGAAGCAGUGCUCUGUUUGGAUACCUGGGAGCGUUCCAGACUCAGGCGUCAACGACCAAAUUCCUGAAGAACGGCUAUGAAAAAUUACUUGAAUUACCCUACACGCUUGGUCCGAGCGUCGCGAACGAUCAUUGGCAUUCGUCUGUCAUUCGUAGACAGAUGACACAGAAUCUCUCUGCCAAGUUUCCCGAGCUGUAUGACGAGAUACGACAUGCAUUUAUGGAAGGACUCUCGUUGCCCGACAGCGGCGAAUGGAAGACCGUGAAGGCCUCAGAAGUCUUCACACGUGUUAUCUGUCGCGUGAGCAAUCGAUUGUUUGUAGGCCUCCCCCUUUGCCGUGAUGAGAAGUUCACUGAAAUCAGUCGCGACUUCACCUUGAAUGCAAGCACUGCGGCGUUCGUCAUUUCUCUCGUUCCAAGCUUCGUUAAGCCGUUGGUCAUGAAAUAUCUGACUCGUAUCCCGGCAACUAUUGCCGAAUUCGAGAAGCGUUUCAUUCCGAUCAUCGAAGAGCGCCUGCAUCAGGAGGAAACACUUCGGGAGUUGUGGCAUGACAAGAAGCCAUUCGACUUUCUGCAAUGGCUCCUGGAUGCUGCGAAAGGAGAGAAGAGAGAGCCCAAAGAUCUGACCCUCCGCAUGAUCAAUGCUAACUUUACGGCCAUCCACACGUCGUCUAUGAGCUUCACUCAAGCUUUCUAUUGGCUAGCAACACAUCCGGAGUACGCGCCAAUCCUUCGAGAAGAAGUUGAAGUAACCGUUGCAGAAUUCGGAUGGACGAAAGAUGCCAUUAACGCUAUGAUCAAGGUUGAUAGUUUUCUGAAAGAAUCAAUGCGUAUCACCGGCAUUGCGGCGUACAGCAUGGGCCGAAAGGUCAUGCGUGCGACCACCCUGAGCGAUGGCACGAAGAUACCGAAAGGUGCCCAUAUCGCUGUCAACCUAUGGGGCGUUCAUCGCGACCCGACUAUCUACGAACGGCCCGAUGACUUCGACCCAUGGCGUUUCAGCAAGAAAAUUGCAGCGGGCGAGAAUGCCACGAGGCAUGCUCUUACAACCCCCAGUCCCGAAUUCCUCUUUUGGGGAGGUGGGGCUCACCCUUGUACUGGGCGUCACUUUGCAUCGAUGGAGAUGAAAGCCAUGCUCGCUCACAUCGUCACCAAUUAUGACGUCAAGCUACCGCAAGAGGGUCUCAGGCCGAAAGAUAUCUGGUUCGGCGCGAGCUGCGUACCUAACCAGUCCGCGACGGUGCUGUUCCGUCUGAGGCAGGAGUAG